Salvia hispanica is the source of this 1908-nucleotide messenger RNA. Its product is annotated as pectinesterase 3-like. Gene Ontology annotation, biological process: cell wall modification. NCBI's taxonomy places the organism in Eukaryota, Viridiplantae, Streptophyta, Magnoliopsida, Lamiales, Lamiaceae. The record is from RefSeq and is a predicted model, not a curated record. Gene Ontology annotation, molecular function: pectinesterase activity; enzyme inhibitor activity.
AAAUACCCCAACUCGAGAAAAAACACAAACACCAAAACACGCCUUUUACGCAAACACAAACUCAGCCAUGGACACCGUCAAGUCCUUCAAAGGCUACGGCAAAGUCGACGAGCGCGACGACACCGAGUUCCGUCGCAAAACUCGCAAGCGCCUCAUCAUCCUCGCCAUCUCAGCCAUUCUUCUGAUCGGCCUCAUCGCCGGAAUUGUCGCCGGAACUUUAGCUCACCGGAAAAACAGCUCCGGCGAAACUCCGGCCACCACCUCGGCCGCGCUGAAAUCCAUCUGCAGCGCGACCGAGUACCCCGAGUCGUGCGUCACGAGUCUGAGGUCCGCCAACUCGUCCGAUCCGCAGACGAUCUUCCGCUACUCGCUCUCCGUGGCCGCGGACGCACUGGCGAAAGCGUCCGAUUUCGCGGCGGAAUACGUCCGCAGCCACGAAAGCCUCGGCGCGAGCGCCAGGCAGGCGCUGCAGGUCUGUAGCGCCUUGCUGGGCGACGCCACGGACUCGCUGAGCGAGACCGCCGACGCCGCCCGCGCCAGCGGCGGAAAGCAGCUGCUCUCCGUCGCAGACGACCUGAGGACGUGGCUGAGCGCGGCGAUCACCGACCAGGACACGUGCCUCGACGCCCUCGACGAGGCCGGGGCGAACGCGACCGCGGUUAGGGAUGACGUCAGCAAGUUGCUGGCGAACUCCACGGAGUUCGCCAGCAACAGCCUGGCGAUCGUCACGAAGGUGGUCGGAUUUCUCGGGGGGUUCAAGAUUCCGGCGCACCGGCGGCUGCUGGGGGAGGCGGCGGAUGGUUUUCCGGCGUGGGUCGGGGCGGCGGAGCGGAGGCUGCUGCAGGAGGUGAGGCCGAAGCCGGAUGUGACAGUGGCGGCGGACGGCUCCGGCGAUGUGACGACGGUGAAUGAGGCGGUGAAGAUGCUUAAGAAGAAGAGUAAGACGAGAUUUGUGAUAUAUGUGAAGGCCGGAGAGUAUAAGGAGAAUGUGUUGUUGGAGAAGGCGCAUUGGAAUGUGAUGAUCUACGGCGACGGCGCCGCUGCGACGGUCAUUUCCGCCGACAAGAACAAUGUCGACGGAGUGGCCACCUUCGACACGGCCACUUUCGCUGUCGCUGGCAAGGGAUUUAUAGCCCGGGACAUAGGGUUCAAAAACACGGCCGGGCCACACAAGCACCAGGCCGUGGCCCUCCGAUCGGGCUCCGACCAAUCUGUCUUCCAUCGAUGCUCCUUUGAUGCUUACCAAGACACCCUCUACCCCCACUCCAAUCGCCAGUUCUACCGCGAGUGCAAUAUUACGGGCACCAUCGACUUCAUCUUCGGGAACGCCGCCGUCGUCUUCCAAAAGUGCAACAUCAUGCCUAGGCAGCCCAUGGCCAACCAAUUUGUGACCAUCACUGCACAAGGCAAGAAAGACCCUAACCAAAACACUGGCAUUUCCAUCCAAAGAUGUGUGAUGGGCCCAUUUGAUAAGCUCACUGCACCAACUUAUUUGGGCCGGCCUUGGAAAGAUUACUCGACGACCAUCGUCAUGCAGACCGAAAUCGGCGGGUUUUUGAACCCAUUGGGCUGGAUUUCUUGGGUAAAGGGUGUCGACCCGCCCAACUCGAUUUUUUAUGCCGAGUAUCAGAAUACCGGGCCAGGGUCGAGCACUGCCGGCCGGGUUAAAUGGGCCGGGUAUAGGCCCACUGUCACAACGGCCGAGGCGUCUAAGUACACCGUGAAUUCAUUUAUUCAAGGCCCAUCUUGGCUGGCUGAAUCAAAUGUGGUUUUUGAUUCGACAUAAAUUAACAUAUACCUAUACAAUUAGUUUUUUUUUGUUUAAUUUUGAUAUCUUCUCUCUCUGACAACUUUGUAUUGUAAAAUUAAUUCGCUUGGUAUUUGAAAAUUUGUAUUUCCAUCAAAACU